AUGCUUAAUACUGAUUUGGCAAAGCCUGAAGUUGACCUAACCGUUUGUGAAUAUACAGAUAUUCCAAUGCAUGUAUCCUUAGCAACAUAUGAAUAUACAUUUGAUCCUUGGACAAAUGACUCCAGAUAUUUAUAUUCACAUGAAAAUAUGCACAAAGAAAUCCAUGAAUUAAACGUUUUAAUGAGAUCUAAAGUUCCAUGGUGA
Messenger RNA from Plasmodium vinckei vinckei, 204 nucleotides. Its product is annotated as conserved Plasmodium protein, unknown function. Bases 1 to 204 code for a protein of 67 amino acids. Lineage: Eukaryota; Apicomplexa; Aconoidasida; Haemosporida; Plasmodiidae. The transcript has a single exon. The record is from RefSeq and is a predicted model, not a curated record.